CACUAGUGUUUACUUGCUUCGUCAGCGGUGUCUCUGCCAGUUAUCUCAUGUCGCUCACCUGCUGCUGAUUAAAACCUCGGACUUUUACCUCCCUCUGCGUCUUAUCACGUCUCCAGGACUCCUUAUCAGCGGUUUCAUCAAGCCUCCCGUGGACCUUGGUCGGGGGCAAUAAGGGUCCGCUUUUUUUUAAAAAACCUAACAGGGAAAGAUGACGUUAAAAUCCAAUAAAAACGAACCUGCCCUCAUACUUGAGCCGGUGAGCAGCGUCCGGACAGCCCUUUCUGAUCUGUACCUGGAGCAUCUCCUCCAAAACAAACCAAAGCCUGACAAGGCGGCUAUGCAAGCCAUUGAGAGCAGAGGAGCUGAGUUCUACACCAAUGGUUGUGCCGAACACAUGAACGGCUCAGAGCUAUCCAGGAUGAAGGAAGUAGCCUUUGAGAAGAACCCCUCAGAGCCGAUGGGUGUCACUCUGAAAAUAAAUGAAAAGCAGCGCUGCACGGUGGCCAGAAUAUUACACGGUGGGAUGAUCCACAGACAAGGCUCUAUACAUGAAGGGGAUGAGAUAGCAGAAAUCAAUGGGAAAAGUGUGACGAACCAUUCUGUUGAUCAACUACAGAAGAUUCUGAAAGAAACAACUGGCGUGGUUACAAUGAAGAUCAUCCCUAAGAUGCAGAAUCGCUCCAGAAUCUGCGAGAUGUACAUGAGGGCUCAGUUUGACUACGACCCUUCCAAGGACGACCUCAUCCCGUGCAAAGAGGCCGGCUUAAAGUUUCAGACCGGCGACAUCAUCUACAUCAUCAACAAGCAGGAUCCAAACUGGUGGCAGGGCAGAGUGGAGAACAGUGCUGUAGACUUUGCUGGACUGAUACCCUCUCCAGAACUCCAAGAAUGGAGGGUGGCCAGUAAAAGCAAGGCCAAACAGGGCAGUCAGUCCUGCAGCCCGUUUGGAAAGAAAAAGAAGUGCAAAGACAAGUACCUUGCCAAACACAGCUCUAUUUUUGACCAGCUGGAUGUGAUAUCCUAUGAGGAGGUUGUGAGGCUCCCUGCGUUUAAAAGGAAAACUCUGGUGCUCAUUGGGGCCCCUGGUGUUGGAAGGAGAAACAUCAAAAGUGCUCUUUUAACAAAAUACCCUGAGAAAUUCUCCUACCCUGCACCACACACCACCAGACCACAGCGUAAGGACGAGGAGAACGGAAAGGAGUAUUACUUCAUGUCAAAUGAAGACAUGACCAAGUGCAUUUCUAGAAACGAGCUGCUGGAGUACGGAAGCUUUCAGGGAUUCAUGUUUGGAACCAAGUUUGAAACGAUCCAUAAGAUCCACGAACAGGACAAGAUUGCAGUGCUGGACAUAGAACCACAGACCCUGAAGCUUGUUCGGACUGCAGAUUUUUCUCCUCUUGUGGUUUUCAUCGCUCCCACUAACACAGCUCCACAGACGGAAAACAUUCAGAUGAUCCAGAAAGAGUCUGAUGCCAUUUUGAGCACAUAUGGACACUUCUUUGAUGUGGUUCUCGUCAACAAUGACGUAGAUGAAAGCGUUAAAGGGGUGGAGGAGGCCAUGGAGCAGGCCACCUCCACUCUACAGUGGGUGCCUAUAUCCUGGGUCUACUAGAGGCUCUCUGGCACCAGUUUUAUUCAAAAGCGGUGCAAUAUCACUCCUUACACCAAACUUCCGAGUUAGCAGCGUUUUUGAUCACCGGAUUGUUGUUUGCACAAAAAAAGCAAUAUGUUGAAAGGAUAAUCUCAGGACGGGUGUUUCAGAUAUCUCCAGGAGGUCAGUAUAGGUGCCCCACACAUUUAAGGUUGCUGAUAGAUUAUCAAAUGCAAAACGGGACCUCAACUGUGAAAGAAAGAAAUGCUUUAAAAUAAAUGGAAAUAGUCAAAUGAAACAUCAGCUGGAAUGCUCCCUUUUUUUCUGAUCCCAUUAGAUGAAAUGAGACUAUUAGCUUCUUCUGUUUGUGUCACUCCAUAUAUUCAGCACAAAAGCAACCAAGUCAACCACUAUCUGAUGGGGUACUGUAAAAGCACUUUCAGCAAAUUAAAAAAAUAAACUCAUCAUAACUCCUA
Molecule: messenger RNA, 2067 nt
Organism: Cyprinodon tularosa
Lineage: Eukaryota; Metazoa; Chordata; Actinopteri; Cyprinodontiformes; Cyprinodontidae
Gene: mpp1
Product: membrane protein, palmitoylated 1
Exons: 12
Coding region: 209-1612 (467 amino acids)
Cellular component (GO): cell-cell junction; plasma membrane
Molecular function (GO): signaling receptor binding
Source: RefSeq, a predicted model, not a curated record